Molecule: messenger RNA, 3380 nt
Organism: Gambusia affinis (western mosquitofish)
Lineage: Eukaryota; Metazoa; Chordata; Actinopteri; Cyprinodontiformes; Poeciliidae
Gene: usp5
Product: ubiquitin specific peptidase 5 (isopeptidase T)
Exons: 20
Coding region: 167-2656 (829 amino acids)
Biological process (GO): protein deubiquitination
Molecular function (GO): zinc ion binding; protein binding; cysteine-type deubiquitinase activity
Source: RefSeq, a predicted model, not a curated record
UCGUUCGGCCUUCCUUCCUUAACACCAGGCAUCGGCUCCUGAUUCAUUCAGACCAAACAUAUAGGAGAGACACCAGACUCCCUUUAGAACCAGGUAAACAACCGACUAGGUGUCCAAACUCAGGACAGCAACCGUCCCACGGAAAAGCAGAACUAGUCAUUUCACCAUGGCGGACGUUGGAGAGGUUUUGAUGUCAGUUUUGUCCACAAUUCGCGUCCCAAAGCCUGGGGACCGUGUCCACAAAGACGAAUGCGCCCUGUCAUUUUCGUCGCCGGAGAGCGAAGGAGGCAUAUACGUGUGCAUGAACACUUUUCUGGGUUUUGGCAGUCAGUACGUGGACAGACAUCAUGCUCGGACUGGUCAGAGGGCUUACCUGCACAUUACCCGGACUAGAAAGGCUAAGAAGGAGGAUGAAAACAACUCUGGCUCAGGACACCCACCUAAGAAAAAGCCCACUAGACUGGCUAUAGGGAUUGAAGGAGGUUUUGAUGUGGAGCAGGAGCUUUACGAGGAGGACGUAAAGGUGGUCAUUUUACCUGACAGACAGGAAGUGACCUCAGAGGACCUUAGCACAAUGCCGGAUGUUGUUAGAGAGCGGGUGUCUCUGUCUAUGUCGGGUAUCAUGGCAGCAGACUCAGUGUCUCACACCUUACAAGUUCAACAGUGGGACGGAGAGGUGAGACAGGAGUCGAAGCACGCCGCCAACCUUAAACAGCUGGACAACGGAGUCAAGAUCCCUCCCAGUGGCUGGCGGUGUGAGGUGUGUGACCUGCAGGAGAACAUCUGGAUGAACCUCACAGACGGCAAAGUGCUGUGCGGUCGUAGGUACUUCGACGGCUCCGGGGGCAACAACCACGCCCUCCUCCAUUUCCAGGAGACUGGAUACCCGCUGGCUGUCAAACUGGGCACAAUCACUCCUGAUGGUGCUGAUGUGUAUUCAUACGAUGAAGACGACAUGGUGCUGGACUCCAAGUUACCGGAGCAUCUCGCUCACUUCGGCAUCAACAUGAUGACCAUGGAGAAGACUGAGCGGACGAUGACUGAGUUGGAAAUUGCUGUAAACCAGCGAGUGGGGGAGUGGGAGGUCAUCCAGGAGUCGGGGACGACCCUGAAGCCCAUGUUUGGACCCGGUCUGACGGGUAUGAAGAACCUGGGAAACAGCUGCUACCUCAACUCCGUCAUGCAAGUGCUCUUCACCGUCCCAGACUUCCAGAGCACAUACGUUUCAAACAUUGACAAGAUCAUUGAUGAAGCACCAAGUGACUCAACCCAGGACUUCAAAACUCAAGUAGCCAAGCUCGGUUACGGCCUGUUGUCAGGAGAAUACUCCAAACCUGCUCCAGAUCCCGUAGAUGAAGUCGGUUCACCUGAACCCAGAGGCGACCAGGUUGGGAUAGCACCGCGGAUGUUUAAAGCACUUGUUGGGCGGGGCCACCCAGAGUUUUCUACCAAUCGACAACAGGAUGCUCAGGAGUUUUUAUUGCACUUCAUUAACAUGGUGGAGAGGAACUGUCGCUCCGGGCCCAACCCAUCUGAAGCCUUCAGGUUUUUGGUGGAGGAGAAGAUAGUUUGUCAGCAGUCACAAAAAGCCAAGUACACACAGCGGGUGGAUUACAUAGUACAGCUGCCCGUUCCCAUGGACCAGGCUGCUAACACAGAGGAACUUAAGGAGGCAGAGCGCCGCCGUGAGGAGGGGGACUCAUCAGCGCCGACAGUGCGAGCACAAAUCCCCUUCUCGGCUUGUAUGGCGGCACUCAGCGAACCAGAGAUGCUCACAGACUUCUGGAGCUCAGCCGUGCAAGCAAAAACCUCUGCUACCAAAACAACGCGGUUUGCCUCUUUCCCCGAUCACCUGGUCAUACAGAUUAAGAAGUUCACCUUUGGCCUUGACUGGGUGCCUAAGAAACUGGAUGUGAGCAUCGACGUUCCCGACACCCUGGACCUGAGCGCCCUGCGUGCGACCGGCCAGCAGCCGGGGGAGGAGCUUCUACCUGAGGUGGCCCCGCCCCCACUCAUGACCCCAGAUGUGGAGGUCAAAGCUCCAGUCCUUGAUGACUCCACUGUGUCCCAGUUAUGUGAAAUGGGAUUUCCACUGGAAGCCUGCAGGAAAGCGGUCUAUUACACUGGGAAUACUGGAAUUGAUGCUGCCAUGAACUGGAUCAUGAGCCACAUGGACGAUCCGGACUUUUCGGCUCCACUUGUGUUGCCAGGCAGCAGUUCUGGACCUGGAACCACUCCCACAGAAAGCCUCUCGGAGGAACAUCUGGCAACGAUCGUCUCAAUGGGCUUCAGUCGAGAUCAGGCUACCAAAGCGCUCAGAGCAACGAGUAACGUGCUGGAGCGUGCGGUGGACUGGAUCUUCUCUCACCUGGACGACCUGGACUCCAUGGAGGUGUCCGAAGCCGGGCGCUCAGCCGCAGAGAGCGAGGGUGGGAGGGAUCCUCCGCCUGGACCUCGCGUCAGAGAUGGACCAGGAAAGUACGAGUUGUUUGCAUUCAUCAGUCACAUGGGGACGAGCACGAUGUGUGGACACUAUGUCUGUCACAUCAAGAAGGACCAGCAAUGGAUCAUCUUUAACGAUCAGAAGGUUUGUGCUUCAGAGAAACCUCCCAAAGACCUGGGCUACCUUUACUUCUACCGCAGAGUGGCCGACUGAGGCGGGCCAGCGUUUCACUCCAGGAGAAGACGACGCCAACAAAACCCACAACAGCAAGCUCUUAAAAACGCUCUGGCACGCUUCACAACUGACAAACAUGUAAAUAAAUAAGUUCCUCAGAUUGCUUAUAAACACACUUUAAUAAAUUGGUGCAAAUGUACAGAUAAGUAUUGUUGGGGGUGGGAUGAGGGAGUUGCUGUCUGUCUGUAGCCACUGAUAACAAACCGCAGGCCUGAUGGAGGAUAAACUCACCAGAGCAACUCUGAGUCAAAGCCAGAGCUAAUCGAGACUAGUUUAACGCAACAUUCGGGUUUUACCCAGACAAAAUAUCCACCGCGUUCGGAAAAGUUGAACAAAUGCCCCAAACAUGCGCCCGACUCGGACGCUGAGCUCAUGAUUGACAUGUUUACGCAAGUGCUUAUCUGUCCCGACUAUUGAUUUCCACUGCCAUCGGUAGUCACUGCCCGUAUUCACUGACAUGUGACGCUUCCAGGCCUUUGUUUCUUGUUUGACUGGAACAUUGCACCACUUUAGUUAGACUCAACCUCCUCUACCUGUUUAAGUGCUAAAAACACUCAUAAGAAAAAAACCCGGUAAAACCGAUAAAUCAACAUGUUUUUCCAUAAGCGUCCGGUGAGGGUGAUACUAGGGUGACUUGUGUUUUAUUUUGAAAACAAAUGCUUUGUUACUUCUGCUGUGAAAAAUAAAGAUUUCUCUCUGUCAA